CUUCCUAAUUAUGUGAUCUUGUUCCAGACAAGGAAAAAGGCAGACGAAGUUGAUUCUGAUGGUCCACGUCUCAAUGACAAGAUUAUUGCCGAUACUGUCAGAUUGGUUUCCGAGGACGGACAUUGCGUUGUGUCGUUGAAGGAAGCCCUCAGGCGUGCUAAGGAGAUCGAUCAGGACUUAGUUGAGGUCCAGAGAGAUGCUACGCCACCAGUUUGUAAGAUUGUAGACUACUCGCACGAGAAGUACAAAAAAGCUCAAGCAGGAAAGGAGCGUGCUAAGGCCAAGCGGGCUGAAAUAACCAUACGACCUGAAGUCAAGGAAAUUCGAUUUACUCCUAAAAUUGAGGCAAAGGACCUAAAGUUUAAAGCAGCACAAGCAUUGAAACUGAUGGAAAAUGGAUAUCGUGUCAAGUGCCAUGCAGUUCCAGACAAGGACAAGAAGAAGGAGCUUGAACCAGAGAAGCUGCUUGAGUUACUAUCUCGCUUCACUUGCUUAAUAGAAGAUGCACUUGUGGAGUUUGGGCCAGAGGCUGAUAAAGGCAACGCCGUUGUGGUAGUUAGACACGCCAAGUUCGGCCCACCAAAGAAAGGAAAGGCGAUAAAACUCAAGGACAUGAACUUGAAAACCUCAGCACGAAUCAAAAACGAGUCACCAAAGCCUGACAACUCGGAAGCUGAAGGGUCUAGUGUUGAUGAUGAGGGAGAGACAGAGACGCAAGAACCUGAGCACGGUGCUAAGUAUGCGAGAAAGGAGCCGAGCAGAGACUUCUCGGGAGGUAGAGAUGCAAACCGGUUCGAACCUCAGUCUCCAAACCAGCCUCGGUUUCCAAGCCAACCUCCAAAGCAACAACCCAAUGGGCGGUUCGAUCCUCAGUCUCCAAACCAGCCUCCAAGUGAACCAAGGCCUCGGUUCCCAAACCAACAACCUCCUGGCCGGUUUGAUCCUCGGUUUCCAAACCAACAACCUAUUGGGCGGUUUGAUCCUCAGUCACCACCUCCAAACCAACAACCUGCUGGGCGGUUUAAUCCUCGGUUCCCAAACCAACAACCUAGUGGGCGGUUUGAUCCUCAGUCACCACCUCCAAACCAACAACCUACUGGGCGGUUUGAUCCUCGGUUCCCAAACCAACAACCUAUUGGACGGUUUGAUCCACAGUCACCAAACCAGGCUUCAACUUCACCAAGGCCUCGGUUCCCAGACCAAGCUCCGAAUCAACAACCCUCUGGGCCAUAUCCAGACCGGCAAGGUCCUCCUCCACCUCGAUUCCAAAACCAACAACCUACCGGUCGGUUUGAACCUCCGCCACCAAACCCACCCCGAGCUCCUCCACGUCCACAAACCCGGUUACCAAACGAAGCUCCGAAUCAACAGCCUUCUUCUUCAAGUUAUGGGAUUUUCAGCACCCCAAAAACCAAGUAG
Messenger RNA from Thlaspi arvense, 1419 nucleotides. The record is from the annotation of a GenBank genome assembly. Lineage: Eukaryota; Viridiplantae; Streptophyta; Magnoliopsida; Brassicales; Brassicaceae.